GGAGGUCGGGGGACGCCGCUGAAACCGAAAGUGUUGGCGCUGCGGGCGGCUCGCCAAGUUCCACUCACCUUCACCUGUGCGCGCCCUGCUUGACCUAGGUGGGCGCCAGACGAGCCGUGAGACAUGAAUGGACGAGUGGACGCUUGGGUCAGGGAGGAAGAGAUCAAUCUGACCCGAGGACCCUCAGGGCUGGGCUUCAAUAUCAUCGGUGGGACAGAUCAGCAGUAUGUCUCCAACGACAGUGGCAUCUACGUCAGCCGCAUCAAAGAGAACGGGGCUGCAGCCCUGGAUGGGCGGCUCCAGGAGGGUGAUAAGAUCCUCUCGGUUAAUGGCCAAGAUCUAAAGAACCUCCUGCACCGGGAAGCUGUAGACCUCUUUCGAAAUGCAGGCUAUGCCGUUUCCCUAAAAGUGCAGCACAGGUCACAGGUGCAGAAUGGGCCAAUAGGAAAUCGAGGUGAUGGAGAACCAUCUGGGAUUUCCAUCUCCAUGAUGCUGUUGCCAGUGUUUGCCUUCACCGUGGUAGUAGCCUGGGUUUUCAUGAAAUAUCGGCCACAACUUUGAAAAGCUUGCGUUCUUCCAGUGCUCUUGAUGAAGAUACAGUUCUCCUUUCAUCCUCCCCUCCUGCCAUUCUCAUAUCUCUCCCUCUCCCUCUUUCUGCAAAGCCAACACAAGAUUUAAAGAGACUACCCCCCAGAACCUUACUGUUGAAGUUUUCCAAAUCCUCACAUUCUAGUGGGAGAGUAAAGACAUUGUUUGAAGGAAAGCUGGAAAAAAGACUUGCUCAGAACAAAUGAGGGGUUUUAGAGUUUACUAAAACCGCCAGUGGAAAUUCAGCUACAACCCAAAGAAGGAAAGAUCAUUACCAUUGUUGAUAACUUUCUUCUUGACUGGCAGAUCUCAGAGGCCAGCUGUGGUCUAUAAGAGAGAAUGUUUUCUUUUUAGUGCUCUUUCUUGAGAAGUUUUGUGGCCUUUAUUUAAUUUCAAACAACAUGCUCGGAUGGCUAUAUCAAAAGAAUGAGGAAAGCACUUUUACUUUUUUUUUUUUUUUUAAAGAAAAUAUAUGCACACAUGCCUUACAGAGUUAAAAGAGCUACUUUGGUUUCUAGGUUUCUGAUGUAAGUGAUUAAUCUCAGUUGAAUUUUAUAUGUAGUGGGGAUGAAAAAGUGAUCCCUAAAUGAGAAUGCUCAAUAAGAGUCAUUAAAACGAAAAGAAAAUUUAAGCAGUAAGUUAAAAAUUUUGGUACAGUAUUUCUUCUCAAAACAACUAUGGCAAAAUUGAGUUAAAAUACCAUUAUCUAGUAUUGGCAGAUCAGUCUUUAAAAAUAAAAAAAUUUUACACUGUAACACUGCCCUCCCGUUGUUCAUCAAUUUGCUGGAGUGGGCACCAGUAACGUCUCCAUUGUGAGACUUGUUACUGUUUUUGGCAUAUCAAAUACGCCACGGGAGCUUGCCAGGCUCUGCCAUGCAGGCGGAAUACUCUCGGUAGCUUGCCAGGGACUCUGAGAGGGGCGGAGGAGUUGAACCAGGGUUGGCCACGUGCAAGGCAAAUGCCCUACCCACUGUGCUAUCGCUCUGUCUUACAAUGCCAGUAACAUUUUAAAUAACAUCACAAUCUCUUUAUUUUUAUUUUUUGAAGUCUCUCAAGCAGCACUCAGUAGACCUUGGGGCCUCUCCCUGCAAUUCUUGGGCAACCUGGUGAUGCUCAGGUAUUUCUUGGACUGCAACUGACUAUGCUCAGAGGACCAUGUGGUGCCUGGGGUUGAACUGGGGUGGACUACAUGCAGGAUGUGCACUUUAACCCUUAUACUGUCUUUCCAGUCCCUCACAGAUCUUUUUUUAAAAAGUUAGCUGGAGAGAUUAUGCUUAGAGCUAUGGUAACUGUACUAAACAGCCCAGUGAAAAAAUUCUAAAAGAAAGAUAUAAUGCCUCUAAGGUGGCACCUGCACUCGGACUAUCUCCUUUUUGGUUUAUAGUACCAAGCAAAAUCUUAAAGAAGGAGCUACUUCCUUGCAGGAUGGAUAUGAAAUAAUCUCUGCUUCUGAUUCAGUUGGGAGGGUUUAGAUUGCUAAUUGUUUUUGAAAAGCUCUAAACAUGUUUCUGACUUUUAUUUUUGAUGGUGCCAGCAUUUGAACCCAGACCUCACACAAGCAAGACAAGUACCACUGAAACACAUCCCUGGCCCAUGACUUUUUCAUGAAUAAGCCAUUAUUCAGGGAAUGGGAAGAUAGUCUUGUUUGUUCUAAGGAAUUGAGUUGUUUGGUGCUUGUUUGAUAGGGAAACCUUCAGACAAGAAGAGAGAUGAAUGGAUAUUAGGGAAUAUCAAGGAUAUUAAUCAUUCUGUCCAUGUGAAAUGUAGGGUUGAUUUUUUUAAAACACUAAGGAAAAUUGAGCAAAGGCUAAUUUUCUGAUUUUAAGAAAAUUAUUUCCAUGUUUUAGGAAUACUGGUCAAACUAUUGGCUAUCCUGAUAGCAAAGGUAUGAGGACUUUCCCUUGAGCAACCAGUAUGACUGAUCUAGUAUCUUACAAAAAUUGCUGGGACAUUUUUAUGAAGAUUUACAUUCUAAAGACUGUUCCUGCUGUGAAGAGAACACCUAUACAUACACAUAAGAACAUUGGGGCAAUGCAAGUUGGUGUCAAAUUUAGAUUGUGGAUCUAAAAGAGAACAGUUACUGAGAAUUUGGGCACUGAAGACAGUUCUCUGGAGGAGAGUGACAAAUUAGGAUCUCUAAGAAUCUCACCUAGUUAAGAGAAUUCCUAAGUAGAUGAGAAGCUGAUAAGUACAUCAUCAAGUUAAGUAACAAUUGAAAGCAGUAAUAAAAGGAAAUAAUGCUUUUUUUAGAACCAUAGUGUAUCAGUAAGGAUGUGCUGACAGUUAUCACUUUUUUUUAAGACUGCAAAAAAAGGAAGUUGUCAUAUAAUGACAUCAGGCCACCAAAGCGGGGAGGCCUUUAAAAAUAAUUGAAGAAGAAAUGCAUGGACUGGAGAAAUAAUGGGCUGAGCACCUGGUUUGUAUGUGGGAAUGCCCAGGUUCAGUCCUGGUCCCUGAGCACUGCCAGGAAUAACCUCCAAACACAAAACUGGGAGUAACCCCCUGAAAAUGUCUAGGUAGCAAAAAAUAAAUGAAUGAAUAAACCCAGUUGAGGCUUUGCCUUGGGUCAGCUGUUCCUAUGGAGUAACUUGUUUUAAACAAUCUUUAUAAGACUUGUGCCUUUAAACCUGCACUGUCAGACUUUUCGAAGUUUAUUUAGACAGCUACACUGGUAGAUUCCACCAAGUCACACUGAGAGUAUUCCUGCUCUUACUUCAACUGGCCCCACUGCAAGGGCACAAGACUGGGUGCCCUCCCUGUCUGGAAGCAUGGGCAGCAGCUUCUGCAGUGGGCCUGCUUACUUCAUAGGAGUCACCUCAGGAUUUGAACAUUUACUUCUGAGAGAGGACCUUGACAUUUAUAAACCAGAAGGAAAGUUAUUAAGUUUUUGUUAUUAUUUGUAAAUAAAAAGAGCACCUAUUCUAUAUCCCAUCAUUGAUAAACAUUUUUCUUUGGUUGGUAACAAGGAUUCUGAUGCACUUUAACAAUUUAGAUUUACUUUAGAAUUAAAUCGCAUUGAGACAUCAGUAUAUUGGAAAUUCAGGUAGACUAUUCAGUUACAAUCUUAUUUCUGAUUUUUUAAAAACCUAUGAAUUACUAACCAUAGGUGAGGUAUUGAAUCCACUUUAGAGCAUUUAAAAUUCAUACUCUUUUGGGGCUGGAGUGAUAGCACAGCGGGUAGGGCGUUUGCCUUGCAUGUGGCCAACCCGGGUUCGAUUCCCAGCAUCCCAUAUGGUCCCCCAGCACUGCCAGGAGUAAUUCCUGAGUGUAGAGCCAGGAGUAAGCCCUGUGCAUCGCUGGGUGUGACCGGAAAAGCAAAAAAAAAAAAAAAAUCAUGCUCUUUUGAGAUGAAAUCUAAUGGAUUUUUAUCGUUUUAUAGUGUAGUUGUUACCUAAAUUACUCAGUUUUCUCUUACUUUGAGGGGUGAGGGGUUGGGCCACACCCAGCAGCGCUUGGGAGCUACUCCCAACAAGGUAUAGAGUAUUAACUCAAGGCUUCCCAUGUGCAAGACAUACACUCCAGACCCUUGAGCUGCCUUCCCAGGCCCAACUCGCCAAGUUUUAGAAAUUGUUUGAAAUUAUUUUUAAGACCACAUAUUUAAAAUCCUUCUCUAUAUUUGUUAUUCUCUAUUGUACUUCCAAUGAUAUUGCUUCAUUGUCUUUUUUUGUCAAGUUCUAAUCUGUGCUAUUUAAUAUAGUCAUGGCAUCUAGCCAUGUAUAGUGGAAAAAGCAAAUUAAUUGUGUCUGCAUUCAGUGUGGGAUGAUGUACAGAGCCCUGAUUAGUAUAGUAUUUGUUCAAGCCUCACAACUCUGAACUCUAUCAUUACAGACACUAAAAAAAAGAAAACAAGUUACUUGCCCAAGGUUUCACUGGUGGGAAUAGUAGAAUCAGAGUUUUUAAACUUAGGAAUUCAGGUACCACCAUCAGUGAUAUGCCCUUACUGGCAGUGAUUCUCUGAGGUUCUUGGACAAAGCUUCACUUCCUAAGAAUUUAUUAGAAAAGCAAAUUCUUAUUAACCCAAACCUUUGAAAUUAAAGACUUGAGUAGAACACUAGGACAUUCAGCAAUAUUUGUAUUAAUAAUUCCUCCAAAUGGCAAAUUGAUUCUAAAGUUACAGAGUCACUGCUCUGUGUGUGUGUGUGUGUGUGUGUGUGUGUGUGUGUGUGCGCGCGCGCAUUUUUUUCAGAUUCGAAUCACUUGGAGAGCUUGUAAACUCUCUGAUGUCCAACUGUGCCUACUUAGCAUCUCUGGGGGUGGGAUUUAAACAGCAGCAAAAUUAAGGUCAUCAAGCAUUUCCAGUUUACAGUAUCAGUGACCAAAAUACCAAAACUGGCAUUUAAACUUAGACACUAUUUAAAUAAUUACAUUAUAGAGAAAUUGCUCGAGUCAAAAACGAGUUCACUUGGGCCUAUUUAGAGCUCUGCUCUCUGAGAUUCUGCCAUUAGUAUAGAUGGAGACUAAGAGGAGGAGGAGGCUCUGGCGUUUGAUUUGCGCAAAGGACUGACCCACCUCCAGCAAGGUGUAUUGGUGAGUGUUUGAAUUUGUGCUUCCGUUGAAUUAGAACCAAGUCAUAGACGAUUGGAAUGAAACAGGAACCACAAAUUCUAGGAUCAGUCUAUCUUAGAUAUUAGGAAAUCAAGGUCUAGUUUGAUCAGAUUUUGGUGGGGGGGCUGAAAUGUGGAGGCGGGGUCAGCCCAUGCUGGUAGUGCUUGGGGACUACUCCAACUCUGUGUUCACACUUCACUUCUGCCAGUGCUCAGGGGACCAUGUAAGUGCCAAGAUUGAAACUUGGGCCUCCAAGCAUGCAAAGCAUGUGAUUAUCCCCUUUAUCUCUUUCUCUGGUAUAGUAAUUAGAUCAUGAGAUUCGAGACUUAGUCUAUUACAGAAGUGCCCUUUUAAUGUUUAUAUCUUGAAUGUGUCCAUCACAUCAAUGUAAAGCUUUUUACACAAAACUUUUUUUUUUUUAAAUCUAAGUCCACUUCCAAUUUCUCUAGGUCUUAAGUGAAGACCAGAAGAACUUAUUGGCAGGCUGAAAUAAUAACUACAAGCAUCAUAUUAGUUCGGUAGAUUUGAACAGAAUGAUCUGGGAGAUGGAUCUGGUGUCAAAUUCAAGCAGAUGAGCUCUUAAUAAGACUAAUUUUAAUAGUUCUAAACUAGGAAAAUAUUUGUGUUGGACUUUCUUCUUUGUAUAAAUAAGUUUUAAAUAUGCAUUUAAAAAAUGAAACAAUAUAAGGAACAUUUAGGCUUAAAGUAAGUGCCGAAGUGGAGUUUGGAGUUUCUGUGGAACCAAUAAUUUUAUUUAGUUCAUUUUAGUUGAAAUACAUCUUUGGACAGAUAAGUGUUUUUCCCUUAUUCAGCAACUGAGUGCCUACUAAGCAAUGUGCUGAAGCAAACAGACGUUUUAAACAAGAUAGUCUUACUAAAAUGAAAUAGUGUAUCAUCUGACAAUGGGCAGGGGAUGAUGACUGUGUGUUAUCUGAUGUUAAAGGUUUGUUUUUUUUUCUAACAUCAAACCUAGAAGUUGAAGAUUGAGUUUUGAAGUUCUCUACCUCUCACCUCUAAUAGUUUGGGUUGGUUACUAUCCUAGAGUAAGACACUUUGCUUUUUCUCUUUUUGCAAAUUACUUUAAGGCCUGGACUCAUCCUCCAAAAAGGCAUUUGUGAUCAAAAGAGAAUUUCUUAAGGAAUUCUGUUUUAAUUAGAGCCAGGUUUUUAACUGCCAUAGUCUUGCCAGAUUUUAUUUUUCAUACACAACUACACAAAGCACUUCAUCUCCUUACCUGAACUAAUUCUGCAGUCACCUAUAAGAACAAAUCCCUUUGUAAUCAACUACCUUACAACGAAGGCUGGAUUCUGUUCCUAAAUGUUUUAUUUUUGUUGGACUUUCUUUUUGCUGGGGAAAGGGAAGAAAAAAGGUUCUAAAGUAUAUUUUUAAAGGUCAAGUCAAUCAUUAACUGACAACUGCUUAGAAAGAACUUUGUAUUUACUGUAAUCAUUAAAUUUAUUGACCACUCAUGGGAAAAUGUGAUGAUUCCUUUUUUCCAGUUUUGCCGAUUUGCAAGUGAAAUGAGAAUUGGAUCUCAUUUUAAUUCUUUAUCUGCAAUGCUAAUUUAAAUAUGACUUUCUCAGUAUUAGAUACUAUGUACACUUUACCCUUCAGGCUAUGUUAGUUCUUACAAGGUUAUUUUUCUUAUGAACGUAAUUUUAUUUUACUUCCCUUCUACUUUGAUCCUCAUGUCACAUUGCAUGCCUGGAUAAAAAAACAGAUUCUUAGAUGAAAUAAAUGCCCUCUGGCAACUAAGAAGACAGAGGCAUAAAGCCUGUAUUUCAGGGAAUAUUGUAGAUUAAAUAUAUUAAUAAAACCAUUGAAAUAGAUGAUAUACUCUUCCUCAGCUUUGCUUUUGAUACCAUAUACAAUAGGAGAAAUAAUACUAAUUUAUGUCUAACUCAGUAUUUGCAGUUAAUAAAAAUGUAUUUAUCAAUGAAUUGUUUUGGUUUUUCUUGGGUUGGCCCACACCCAGCAGUGCUCAGGGAAUACUCCCAGCAAAGUUCGGGGAAUCAUGUAAUGUUGGGGAUCUAAUCUGGACCUCCUGCAUGCAAAAUGUUUGUUCCAACCUGUUGAGGCAUUUCCCUGGUCUGUCAAUGAACCUUUUGUUUGUUUUUGAGCCUCACCUGGAGGUGCUCUGGGCUUAUUCUUGACAGCUCAGGGAUCACUCCUGGUGGGGCUUACGGGUUUAUAUGCAAUCCUGGGGACCAGAUGUGCUACAUGCUAGGCAAGUGCCCUGUCAAUGAAUCUUGACAGUAUUUUUUCCCACCUUAUUUUGGAGCUUGUUGAAUAAAUACUUGUUUUUGCUGCCAGUUUCUGAGAGUAAUACCUCAGAGAAAGGAGGAAGAGGAAAAAAAUUUAAAUGAUCAAUUUGAGACGUUUUAUUCAAGAAAUUAAAGGAGCAUUAUUGUAUACUGCUAAUAAUAAUUGUUGAGCACAUUUUAUUUUAGUUAUAGUCUUAUUUUAGUUGUUUAAAUAUAAGCCCUUUAUGUUGUGGUCAUUAAAGGCACUUGCCCUUCUUGAGGCUAAGCAAGAUUAGGAUCCCCAGCACUGUAUGUGGUCUCUUGUGGGCUGCUGGGUGUGGCCCCAGUGCCUCACCCCGUCUCACAACUUCUCUGUAAAAUAAGUGUUCUCAUUUCACAGGUAAUAAAAGCUACGCAUAUAUUGUGUAAUUUGGCCAAUACAGCUAUGAAGUGCCAGAGUGGGAAUUUAAACUCAGUCUAGCUCUAGAACCUUCAUACAUAACCAUGACAUUAAACUGUCUCCUUUCUAUGGUGCUAAACACUACACUGGGCAUUGGGCACAUGACCCUUUGCAUAAUAUGCAAACAUUUUCACAAUCCUGCAGUGUAGUG
Molecule: messenger RNA, 7987 nt
Organism: Sorex araneus (European shrew)
Lineage: Eukaryota; Metazoa; Chordata; Mammalia; Eulipotyphla; Soricidae
Gene: SYNJ2BP
Product: synaptojanin 2 binding protein
Exons: 4
Coding region: 124-561 (145 amino acids)
Molecular function (GO): protein binding
Source: RefSeq, a predicted model, not a curated record